Molecule: messenger RNA, 1929 nt
Organism: Erigeron canadensis
Lineage: Eukaryota; Viridiplantae; Streptophyta; Magnoliopsida; Asterales; Asteraceae
Product: homeobox protein knotted-1-like LET12
Exons: 6
Coding region: 84-1352 (422 amino acids)
Biological process (GO): regulation of DNA-templated transcription
Cellular component (GO): nucleus
Molecular function (GO): DNA binding
Source: RefSeq, a predicted model, not a curated record
UAUUUGUGGAAAAAAGAAAUAAAAGAACUAUCUAUGCCUUAAUCCCUUUCCCUCUCAUCUCCUUUAAUUUCCUCUUUCUCAAAAUGUCUUUCCACGACAACAUAACCCACGAAAUGGCCCUCCAUCACUACUCCGACCACCACCACCAUCACUUAACCGAAAACGACGACGUUUUAACAAGCAUCUUACCUUCAACCACCACUUCCGACCACCCAAAACCGUCCCAAUCACCACCCCCCACAUGGCUUAACAACGCCAUCCUCCGCCAACACAACACCCACUUCGACAACACUACAAAUAAUAAUAAUAAUAAUAAUAAUAAUAAUAGUAAUAAUUUCCUUAAUUUACAAACAACUAAUUCAGACUCAUCAAACUCAAACAGCCAUUGGUUGUCUCCAAGGCCAUUAUUAGACAAUUCUGAAACCGACAACAACACCCGCGAAUCUAUGUUUGUUGUGUCGGGUGACAACCCGAAAUUAGUGGGUCAACAUCAACACGAAAUUGAAAGCGACGGAAAUGGAAAUAAUAAUGAAAGAUUAGAGUGGGAAUUCGCAAAGUGUAAAGCGGAUAUUUUGUCACAUCCUAUGUAUGAUCAAUUAUUGUCUGCACAUGUUUCGUGUUUAAGAAUUGCUACACCGGUUGAUCAAUUGCCUAGAAUUGAUGCUCAGUUGGGUCAGUCUCAACAAGUUAUUGCUAAGUACUCUGUUUUUGGCAAUCAUAAUAAUCAGCCUCUUGAUGAUAAGGAUCUUAAUCAGUUUAUGGCACACUAUGUUGUACUGCUUUCUUCAUUUAAAGAACAAUUGCAGCAACAUGUCCGUGUCCAUGCAAUGGAAGCGGUCAUGGCUUGUUGGGAGCUUGAACAAUCUUUACAAAGCUUAACAGGUGUAGCACCUGGGGAAGGUACAGGUGCAACAAUGUCUGAUGACGAUGAAGAACAAGUAGACAGUGAUGCUAACAUGUUUGAUGGAGGCCUAGAUGUUUCGGACAGCAUGGGAUUUGGUCUUCCUACUGAAAGUGAACGUUCUUUAAUGGAACGUGUCAGGCAAGAAUUAAAGCAUGAGUUGAAGCAGGGCUACAAGGAGAAAAUUGUUGACAUUAGAGAGGAAAUCCUACGUAAAAGAAGAGCUGGAAAACUGCCUGGAGAUACCACCUCCCUACUAAAAGCCUGGUGGCAGUCUCAUUCUAAGUGGCCUUACCCCACCGAGGAAGACAAAGCAAGAUUGGUACAAGAAACGGGAUUACAGCUGAAGCAGAUUAACAACUGGUUCAUCAACCAAAGAAAAAGGAACUGGCACAGUAAUCCUUCAUCCUCGACAACUGUCAAGAGUAAACGCAAGAGUAAUGCCAGGUGAAACAAAGGAGAAUGUGAUGUUUGAAACUAUUCACAUCACUUACAACUUCAGUAAAAAUUUCGUCAAUACAAUUAGAAGAAAUUAAGUAAGUGAAGUGAAUCCUUUUUCUCUGACUUGGUACAGAAGUGAAUGAUGCCUGUCUUCAUCAGCGAUUCGAAAUAUAAGUUCAGACCCAAGUGACAGUUAUUUUUGAAGGUAUGCCCAUACUUGGACAGUGCAUCACUUCUUUUCUGUUUUAAAGUAUAGUAAUAUAAAAGGUUCAUCGAGUAGACAUAUAAUAUGUAAUACAAAAAUUUUCCAUCAUCUUAAUUUUGAGUUGGAUUUUCUUUUGGGGAAGGGGUGAUUAGAAUUAUCACAGGUUUUGUAUGUAUAUAACCACAUAGUCUAAGUUGGUGAUACCAUUAGGAUGGCCAACAUGUUUAUAUAGUGUGUUUGUGUGUGGGGUAUAUUUAUCAUGUACUAUUCAUGGUGUCUACAAGGAACACCAUUUUCUAUUUCCUAUUGUAAUAAAUAUUAGAAGACAUGGUCAAAAUACAGAUAUUAUGGGCUAUUAUUACGUAUACAUUUGUUGAGAAAA